Molecule: messenger RNA, 4079 nt
Organism: Anopheles stephensi (Asian malaria mosquito)
Lineage: Eukaryota; Metazoa; Arthropoda; Insecta; Diptera; Culicidae
Product: polyadenylate-binding protein 7-like
Exons: 4
Coding region: 141-3650 (1169 amino acids)
Cellular component (GO): nucleus; cytoplasm; cytosol
Molecular function (GO): mRNA binding
Source: RefSeq, a predicted model, not a curated record
UACCAGUACGUAUGCCUGACGCGCAGCAGCGAUCGGUCAGUCAUCAGUGAGCGUUCAAACGUGUCGGUCGCAGUUCUCCGUAGUGAAGGAAAUUCGUGUUAAAGAAAAACAAAAGUCCUAAAAAAGACAAAGAGUGCAAGAUGGAACCUAGAAUCGGACUCUACGAUUGGAGCCUGCUGCGGAGUAUCAUCGUGGAUCAGAUGCGGGAGGAAAAGUGGACCAUCUACGUCGGCAAUCUGUCGAAGCGGAUGACCUGGCUCGGGAUUGUGAAGAUGUUUAGCAAGUUCGGGCUGGUGACAAAGUGUGUGUAUCCGGUGAAGCAGCGUGGAGGGUUUAUGGGAUUCGCCCUGAUCUCGUACCGCGAUCAGGCGGGUGCGUACCGGGCGGUGGUAUCGUGCAAUGGCCGCGUUCACAACGGGUAUCGUUUGUGUGUGGCUGCCUCGUUCGCGAUUGCGCGCCCGCUCCCUUGGGCGUGCGAACUGUACGUCACCAACUUUAGCCUGUUCGUGGACGAAGUUGUGCUGGGGCGCGUGUUCGGGAGGAUGGGUGCGACCGGUCUGAAGAUCCGUUGGAGCGCGUACGGGUAUCGGUACGCUACCAUCAUGUUCGAUACGCCAGGCGUUACGCGCCGGGUGCUGGAAGAGUUGAACGGUGUCGAGUUCGGCGACGGGUACAGGCUGAGGCUGACCUAUACCAGUGACGCGGGCAACUGUGCACCGGUGUCGCCCGGACAGUUCCGGCGGGAGCAGCUCAUGCGCCGGGACGGUGGCUUUGUGCGCAUCGUGAACCUGCCCGAAACGGUGGACGAAUGGCAGCUGUCCGCGAUGUUCGAAGGGUUCGGGCCCAUCGCGUACGUGCUGAUACUGCGUGCGUUCGAACAAUCCACCGGAUGCGGCAUAAUCCGGUACGCCGAGGUGCAGUGUGCGUGCGAAGCGGUGAGCGUUAUGGACGGUACCAGGCGGAAUGGCAAGCGGAUCCGGGUGAAACAGCUCACCGAAGACAAGUUUGGCGGCCAUUGGGCUAUUCCGAUAGAUGCGAAGCCGCGCACCGACAGUGACAGUGACUGCAGCUCGGAAGAUUCACCCGUGGAAGAUAUGCCGGACGAUGGCUUUGAUGAACCGCUGACCAACGUGGUGCGUGACAUUGAUUCCAGCCUCCAGCAGCUGACCGUGCAAGACAUUCCGACCUUCGCGCCGAAACCGAAGCUGGUCGUAUCUGUGGACAACGGUAAAACGCUCCGCCCAUCGGAAUGGGAGAUCUCGAAGGUACGCCAUAUUUCCGAUUAUUGUUAUAUACCCACACCGCAAUAUGUGAAUCGCCAACCCGGACGUACAGGCUUGGAAGAACUGUGCAAUUCAAGAUGGCAAGGUAUCAGAGAAUUUAUUGUCUCCUUGAUGCAUAUACCUUACAUAACAAUGGACAACUGUGUACUGCCCGGACUACAGUUAGCAAGCUCGACGAUGGCUCCUCACCAGCCUUUUGCUUCAAGCAUCUAUGUUCAGUCCGCAGGACAGUCAGCAAGCUCGACGCAGGCUUCCCGUCAGCCUUAUGCUUCAUCAAGCGGCUAUGUCCCGCCCGCAGAACAGCCAGCAAGCUCGACGCAGGCUUCCCGUCAGCCUUAUGCUUCAUCAAGCGGCUAUGUCCCGCCCGCAGAACAGCCAGCAAGCUCGACGCAGGCUUCCCGUCAGCCUUUUGCUUCAUCAAGCGGCUAUGUCCAGUCUGCAGGACAGUCAGCAAGCUCGACGAAGGCUUCCCGUCAGCCUUUUGCUUCAUCAAGCAGCUAUGUCCAGUCUGCAGGACAGUCAGCAAGCUCGACGAAGGCUUCCCGUCAGCCUUAUGCUUCAUCAAGCGGGUAUGUCCAGUCUACAGGACAGUCAGCAAGCUCGACGAAGGCUUCCCGUCAGCCUUAUGCUUCAUCAAGCAGCUAUGUCCAGUCUGCAGGACAGUCAGCAAGCUCGACGAAGGCUACUCAUCAGCCUAUUGCUUCAUCAAGCGGCUAUGUCCAGUCUGCAGGACAGCCAGCAAGCUCGACGCAGGCUUCCCGUCAGCCUUAUGCUUCAUCAAGCGGCUAUGUCCCGCCCGCAGAACAGCCAGCAAGCUCGACGAAGGCUACUCAUCAGCCUAUUGCUUCAUCAAGCAGCUAUGAUCUGCCCGCAGCGUUCAUGUCGAUGGCUCCCAGUCAGCCUUUUGCUUCAUCAAGCAUCUAUGUACUGCCCGCAGUACAGCCAACAAACUGGACGUUGGCUCCCCGUCAGCCUUGUGCUUCAUCAAGCAGCUAUGUACUGCCGGAAGUACUGUCAACAAUCUGGACGAUGGCUCCCAGUCAGCCGGCAGUUGAGUCAGCAAACUCGUGGAUGGCUCCUCAUCAGCCUUUUGCAUCAUCAAGCGGCUAUGUACUGCCCACAGUACAGUCAGCAAUCUGGACGAUGGCUCCCAGUCAGCCUUUUGCUUCAUCAAGCAUCUUUGUCCAGUCUGCAGGACAGUCAGCAAUCUCGACGAUGGCUCCUCAUCAGCCUUUUGCUUCAUCAAGCAUCUAUGUCCAGUCUGCAGGACAGGCAGCAAUCUCGACGAUGGCUUCUCAUCAGCCUUAUGCUUCAUCAAGCAUCUAUGUCCAGUCUGCAGGAGAGUCAGCAAUCUCGACGAUGGCUCCUCAUCAGCCUUAUGCUUCAUCAAGCAUCUAUGUCCAGUCUGCAGGACAGUCAGCAAUCUCGACGAUGGCUCCUCAUCAGCCUUAUGCUUCAUCAAGCAUCUAUGUCCAGUCUGCAGGACAGUCAGCAAUCUCGACGAUGGCUUCUCAUCAGCCUAUUGCUUCAUCAAGCAGCUAUGUUCUGCCCGCAGCGUUCAUGUCGAUGGCUCCCCGUCAGCCUUUUGCUUCAUCAAGCAUCUAUGUCCAGUCUGCAGGACAGUCAGCAAUCUCGACGAUGGCUCCUCAUCAGCCUUAUGCUUCAUCAAGCAUCUAUGUCCAGUCUGUAGAACAGUCAGCAAUCUCGACGAUGGCUUCUCAUCAGCCUAUUGCUUCAUCACGCGGCUAUGAUCUGCCUGCAGCGUUCAUGUCGAUGGCUCCUCGUCAGCCUUUUGCUUCAUCACGCGGCUACGACCCGCCCGCAGUACAGCCAGCAAACUACUCGUCGAUGGCUCCUCGUCAGCCUUUUGCUUCAUCACGCGGCUACGACCCGCCCGCAGUACAGCCAGCAAACUACUCGUCGAUGGCUCCUCGUCAGCCUUUUGCUUCAUCACGCGGCUACGACCCGCCCGCAGUACAGCCAGCAAACUACUCGUCGAUGGCUCCUCGUCAGCCUUUUGCUUCAUCACGCGGCUACGACCCGCCCGCAGUACAGCCAGCAAACUACUCGUCGAUGGCUCCUCGUCAGCCUUUUGCUUCAUCACGCGGCUACGACCCGCCCGCAGUACAGCCAGCAAACUACUCGUCGAUGGCUCCUCGUCAGCCUUUUGCUUCAUCACGCGGCUACGACCCGCCCGCAGUACAGCCAGCAAACUACUCGUCGAUGGCUCCUCGUCAGCCUUUUGCUUCAUCACGCGGCUACGACCCGCCCGCAGUACAGCCAGCAAACUACUCGUCGAUGGCUCCCCGUCAGCCUUUUGCUUCAUCAAACUACAAGGGCUUUGGAGAUGGUAAACGAUAUAAUUGAAUGAAAAAUUUUGCUUACAUGAAACGAAUAUAUUUUGUAGGGUAAGUUGGGCGUUGGUGGGAGCAUUCAAGUAUUAAAUGACAAUUCUUAUACACUUUUUUUUUAAACAAGUCUAGCUUCUUCGGAAAUCUUUGUGCUUUACAGUCAUAACAAAAUCGGGAAUGAUGUCUUCAAUUUCGGUCAGCACACGAUUCAAAAGUCGGUGAAAAGUGGGAGGAAAAACAAAUCUAAAUUUGAGAGACUUGUCGGCAGUUUUACGCAAACAAAACAUAUAUACAUUUUAGGAUAAGCGAUUGGUGGUGGGAAUAUUUAGCAUUAAGUGGGAUAUUAUAUUUACCAAGAUAUAUUUUAUAGAAACAUACACACACACACACACAAACACGCUUUAUAUAAACUCAAUAAAUAAGAAGGCACUCAGUGACAAAAAAA